Molecule: messenger RNA, 579 nt
Organism: Aspergillus brunneoviolaceus CBS 621.78
Lineage: Eukaryota; Fungi; Ascomycota; Eurotiomycetes; Eurotiales; Aspergillaceae
Product: histone H3 family protein
Exons: 2
Coding region: 1-579 (192 amino acids)
Cellular component (GO): nucleosome
Molecular function (GO): structural constituent of chromatin; protein heterodimerization activity; DNA binding
Source: RefSeq, a predicted model, not a curated record
AUGCCUCCUAAGACAGGGCGCGGUCGCAAGUCAAUUGCUGGGCCACGGAAAUCAACCGCCGCCGCCGCCGUCACUACUGCUGCUGCUACUGAUGAUGGUGCCGCCGCUGCUGCCGGCCCGUCAACUGCCCCAGCUGCGACGACCACAACCCCGGCCGCUCGCGGGCGUAAACCUGCGGGUGUCACCAAAGGCAAGCGACCGGCUAAAGCGCCCAGGACAUCCAAUGUUGAACCGGGUGAUCCCACCCCCACAGGUCGUCGUCGCCGGUACAAACCUGGAACGGUUGCCCUGAAGGAGAUCCGCCAUUACCAACGCUCAUUCGACCUGCUCAUCCGAAAGCUACCAUUCGCGCGACUGGUCCGCGAGGUUGCCUUGGAUCUUCUCCCCGCCGAAGUCGGCUCCGAGCUGCGCUGGCAAUCGCAUGCGAUCUUGGCUCUUCAGGAAGCCGCCGAGGCGUUUCUGGUCCAUCUUUUCGAGGACACCAAUCUCUGUGCCAUCCAUGCCAAGCGCGUGACCAUCAUGCAGAAGGAUAUCCAGCUUGCUCGACGCAUCCGGGGUGUCUGGGGUGGUCUGGGUUAG